AUGCUAUGUGGAUCAUUUAGAAAAUUGUUGGAGCUGGAUGCGGAGGAUCAGUUUGAGAAUAUUAUUCGUAACACUACUGUUGAAAUUGAUAUUCCUAAAGAUAUUAAAGAGUAUCUUCACGAUUUGUUCAGUGAGAUAUUGAAAGUGCAUUGUAAAAGUAAAAGAACCAUUCACGGUUUACAAAUAGACAGCAAUGAAAAACUUGGUCCAACCAAAUAUGGAGAAAUUGAGAACGAAGCGCACAAAGAUGGAAUUUAUACCACAAAUGUUGAUCAAAACCGUCAAAUUCAAAGAGAAGUGACAAAAACGAUGCCGUCUCAUAUCAGGAUGAUAAUAUAUAAAAAGUCCAUUGGGGCUACAGAAUUUGACUCAACACAUUAUAUGGGAGCAUGA
This is a messenger RNA of Acaulospora morrowiae, 393 nucleotides long. The record is from the annotation of a GenBank genome assembly. Lineage: Eukaryota; Fungi; Glomeromycota; Glomeromycetes; Diversisporales; Acaulosporaceae.